AUGAACGGCCACUUUGCUGCCGUGGGCGACAAGCCCGCUGGCGGAAGCUUCGAGCACGGUGUCCAAGUCAUUGACGAGGACAAGGAAUUCAAUGAGAACCUCAACGACUACCUGCAGACCACAAAUGUCGCCGACUCGGGCUUCAACUACCACCUGAUUUCCGUCUUCGGCUCCCAGUCCACCGGCAAGUCGACCCUUUUGAAUAGUCUCUUUGGCACCGAGUUCUCCGUCAUGUCCGAGACGGAGCGUCGCCAGACCACAAAGGGCAUCUGGAUGUCCAAGAACAAGCGCGAGGAAAGCGGCGGCGCAAAGAUGGCCGACAACAUUCUCGUCAUGGACGUCGAGGGGACCGAUGGUCGCGAGCGCGGCGAGGACCAGGAUUUCGAGAGAAAAAGUGCGCUCUUUGCCCUGGCCACCAGCGAGGUCCUGAUUGUCAACAUCUGGGAGCACCAGGUGGGGUUGUAUCAGGGGGCAAACAUGGGCUUGCUCAAGACCGUUUUCGAGGUCAACCUGCAACUAUUUCUCAAGGAUAAGCAGUCAACACCGCGAUCAUUGCUCUUCUUCGUCAUUCGAGACCACCUCGGCACGACUCCCCUGGCCAACCUUCGCACCACACUGAUACAAGAUCUCACCAAGAUUUGGUCCACCAUCUCAAAGCCCCAGGGCCUCGAAAACGCUCGAAUUGAAGACUACUUCGACUUUGGAUUCGCUGCGCUGCCCCACAAGAUUCUCCAGGCCGACAAGUUCACCAGCGAGGUUGACAAGCUUGGUUCGAGAUUUACGGCGGGCCACAAGGGCCACAAGGGCAGCGACCACGAGCUCGAGGGCGGGGUUUUCCUUGCCGAGUAUCACCGCAGAAUUCCCGCCGAUGGCUUUUCAGUCUACGCCGAGGGUAUCUGGGAUCAGAUUGUGAACAACAAGGACCUCGACUUGCCCACCCAGCAAGAGCUGCUGGCGCAGUUUCGAUGCGACGAAAUCUCGCGCGAAGUGUUGGUGGCGUUUGAUCUUAUUGUGGCCCCCCUUGAAGAGCAGCAAGGCGAGGCGACCAAGCUCGGAAAGAUUUUGGUCCUCCCCGACCUUGGUGGUGUCGGUAGCGAUGCCCGAGGAGCGCUCCUGCGCGCCUUUGAGACGCAAGCCAGCCGGUACCACAAGGGCGUGUAUACGCGCAAAAGACUAGAGUUGGAGUCCAAGGUCGAUGCGAGACUCAAGGCGCUAUACAUGGGCCAACUGGCGGCCGCGCACAAGGCCGGCGUUGGUGCAUUCAGCGACGCCGUGUCCAACAAGGUCAAGGCGGGGCAAAAGGCGGGCGGCGGCUACGAGUUCGCCGAGAUUGUCGCCAGCGAGAAGAAGAAGACGCUGGACAUUUUCAAGAGUGAAGCGCAGGGGCUCGCCAUUGAGGAUCUUCCGUGGACCAACUUUAAGCCCCAGUAUCAGCUGUUUGAGGCCGAGCUCGACGAGGUCAGUGGGAAGCUGCGCAAGGAAGAAAUGCGGCGGCUUGCGACCAGAGUCGAGCGCUGGGUCAAGUCUCGUCUCGGAGAGGCCAUUGGGCUCGAAUUCAACAAGCUCGGCUCGGGGCGAGCAGGCAUGGGUGCUCCAGAGACUGGCGACAAGCCUAGCGAGAAGGAUCUCUGGGACCGUGUUUGGAACGUCUUUGCCGGCAUCGUCAAGGAGGCCGAGGGCCGCUUCGCUGACCGUGCCAGGAGCUUUGACGCCAGCGAUGACGAGGCCGAGGUUGGCAUGUGGCGUUUGCGUCGCAAGAGCUGGGUAGGACUCCGCGAGAAGAUUGAGGAAGAGGUCAUGGAGGGCAACAUCCUGCUCAAGCUGCGCGAGAAUUUCGAGGACAAGUUCCGGUACGAUGAGGCGGGCGUCCCUCGGAUAUGGCGGCCGACCGACGACAUCGAGGGCAUCUACACCAAGGCGCGGGAGUCGACCCUCACGCUGAUCCCGCUCCUGUCCAGGUUCCGUCUCUCUACGACAUAUGCGCCCCCGGAUCUGGUGAGCUUUAUUGGAGGCCAGCCCGCCGGUGUGGAGGUGGGUGACGAGGAGGAUCUGAGCCCCAUUGGCGGCGUUGAUGAGGAUGAGGGCAAGAGCCUCGAGGAGGAGAUGACGGUGCUGAGCGAGGGUAAACGGCAGGACUUGGUUGUCCGGUUCAAGAAGACGGCGGACGGUGUCUACGUGGAAGCCAAGCGCAGUGCGAUUGGAGGCGUGGCUCAAAUCCCGUGGCCUUUUUAUGCGCUGCUCCUGGCGUUGGGGUGGAACGAAAUAUUCAUGGUCUUGCGAAACCCCUUCCUCUUCAUUUUCCUCAUCAUGCUUGCGGGCGGCACGUACGUGGCGUACACGCUCAACCUCCUGGGACCAAUGAUGCAAAUGAGCAACGCGGCCGUCAACCAAGGCGUCGAAAUUGCCAAGCAGCAGCUGCGUGAUUUCAUUGCCAAUUCAGAGGCGGCGCGCUCGGCUUUGAACGUCCCCUCUGCACCUGCGUACAGUGAGCGUGAGAGCAUCAGCAUGGAUACCCUUGACGGACAGGGCAGAAAGGCAUCGCCAUCAGAGGAGGUUGAUGACAUUUGA
Metarhizium brunneum ARSEF 3297 is the source of this 2568-nucleotide messenger RNA. It is a transcript of the gene SEY1, whose product is annotated as Protein SEY1. Gene Ontology annotation, cellular component: endoplasmic reticulum. Gene Ontology annotation, molecular function: GTPase activity; GTP binding. Gene Ontology annotation, biological process: endoplasmic reticulum membrane fusion. The record is from RefSeq and is a predicted model, not a curated record. NCBI's taxonomy places the organism in Eukaryota, Fungi, Ascomycota, Sordariomycetes, Hypocreales, Clavicipitaceae.